UGGCUCUUGAACAGAAUUCUUGUUCCGAAACCUUUGCCUGGUAUCCCCUACAGUCGCCUGACAAGAUGGAUGCCAUGUGGAGACCUUCUCUCGCUUGGUGCCCACAGCAUCAGAGCUGGAUCCACUUUCGAUUGGCUCUCUUCACAAUGCAUAAAGCAUAGAUCGUCCAUCGUUCAAAUUAUGGUUCCUUCGUUCUCAACCAGAACUCCCGUACUGCUCAUUUCGGACCUUCGCCAAAUCAAAGACAUUAUCGUAAAGAGAGUCCAUGAGAUCGACCGGGCCACGCUCAUUCAAUUCUGGUUCAACACAGUUGUUCCGAAUGCCACGACAGGCAUGCAAACGACGCUUUCAUUCAAGCGACAGCGGCGACUAUGGAAUUGCAUGCUUACCCCAGAUUUCCUAGACACCGUUGCAACACCUGCUUUCGAGGCAGCAAUUCGAAGAUCGAUAGAGCUUUGGACAAUCAAAGCUCAAAUGACGGACGGUUCAUCCUUCGCAGCAUAUGACGAUAUAUGUCGAACUACUCUCGAGAGCAUGUGGAAAGUUCUCCUUGGCCGUGAUCUAGGGCUUGCUGGUGCUAGCAUUUCAUACAUACAGGAGAAGGGAGAUCCAAAUACUAGCACCGUGCAGAGCCCUUCAUUCCCCUUCUUCUUUCAGGACUUCAGGACCCUCAUGACGGGACUGCUUUGGGUAGUGACUGGUAUCACGCCACGCAUCUACAAGUUCGUCAUAAACAGGAUCCCUCGUUUCCGUCUUGCCAAGACGAGAACACAUGCAACGCUCAACUCCAUUGUCUAUAAUACCCGAGAACAUCUGAAAGCCAACAUCCCAACAAUUCGGUGUGGACUCAGCGAAGUUUUAAAACAACAAGACGAUACUGUGUCGGAUGUCGCAUUGAUCGACGAGAUUUUAGAGCUUUUGAUCACUGGUCACGAGACUACAGCAACCACGACCGCUUGGGGACUGAAGUACCUAGCAGAUCAUCAAGAAGUUCAGGAACAACUACACAUUGCUUUGAAGCAAGCUUUCCCGGAUGCCACCAAGUCCAAUCUGCCGAGCGGCUUGAAUAUCGCACAGGCUGAGAUUCCUUACCUCGACGCAGUCCUCGCGGAAAUUCUACGAAUGGCAUGUACUGGUCCUGUACUCUUCCGAGAGACGCUCACAGAUUGUGAAAUCAUGGGCCAUCACGUUCCAGCAUUCACCCCGAUCCUCCUGAUAACCCAGCCUCCA
This is a messenger RNA of Mollisia scopiformis, 1230 nucleotides long. Its product is annotated as cytochrome P450. Gene Ontology annotation, molecular function: oxidoreductase activity, acting on paired donors, with incorporation or reduction of molecular oxygen; iron ion binding; heme binding. NCBI's taxonomy places the organism in Eukaryota, Fungi, Ascomycota, Leotiomycetes, Helotiales, Mollisiaceae. The record is from RefSeq and is a predicted model, not a curated record. The transcript has a single exon. The annotation marks the transcript as partial.